GGUCUAGUGCUUGUUAAAUACUGCAAUGUCCUAGCAAGUGUUUGAACUUGCUAACCUCCAGGAAAGGGUCACCAUCUGAAGCUGAAAGGACUUGUUUUAUGCUGGAAGGGGUUUUUUGCAGGCUUGCAUUCAUCAAACCCGGCCUCCUUCAAGAGUUCUGUGCAAUAUUUCCUUUGAGAAACAUGAAUCCCAGUGGCAGUUUUGUUCACUUCUAAGCAAAGCAACACGUGCAACAAAUUAAGCUGGUUGAAAGCAUUACUAUGGCGUCUAAUCACUACUACUUCACGUUCUCAGCUCUCUUCAUACUACUUCUGUUAGGUGGAGGUGGAAAGAUGAGCAAUGGAAGGAAAGACAGGGCAGGGGAGUAUUGGAGAAGUGUGAUGAAAGAUGAGCCCUUGCCGGAAGCAAUCAAGUCGGCAGAGUCACUUUCCGAGCACAAGGGAGCUCAUUGCGAUACUGCGAGCGAGAAUGUGCUGCCGGCGGCGGCGGCCGAGAAAUCCGCCGGAGGCAUCGUUGUGAAGUUCACCGAGGAGAUCGAGGCACAACCUCAAAUCUCAAACUAUGGGAACGAUGUCAAGCCGGCAGAAGGGAAAUUCGUCUUGGAAAUCGACGCGCAGCCUCAGAUAUCGAAUUACAGUAAUGAUCUCAAGCAAACCGCGGGCAAGUUCAUCAAAGAUAUUGAGGCACAGCCUCAGAUUUCGAACUAUGGGGAUGACAUGAGACUAAAGAAGUUUGUUAGAGAUAUGGAGCCACAGCCUCAGAUUUCGAACUAUGGAGACGAUACCAAACUGGCUGGCAAGUUUGUGAGAGACGUGGAGCCACAACCUCAGAUUUCGAACUAUGGCGACGAGGCGGAGUUGAAGAAGUUUGUUAGAGAUGACAUUGAUUCGCAGCCUCAAAUAUCAAGCUACGGAAGCAAUAUUGCCAGUCCAUCCAAGUUCGUCAAAGAUAUCGAGGCACAACCACAGAUCUCAAACUACGACGCUGAUGUGGUGCGAUCAUCAUCGCCACAAUUUGCAAAAGAUUUCGACGCACAACCUCAAAUCUCAAACUACGAUGAUGGUAUCAAGCCAAACAAGCUUGCGAAACGUGUCGAGGUUCACCCUGAAGUCCAUAUCAACGAUAGUGAAUUGGAAGCCGCUAGCAGAGGUAACUAUGUGAUGGAAGUUAGCAUGAAGAUCAAUUGAGCCACCACUUGAAUCACCAAGGAUCAUAGGCCCGUCUCAAUAAUAGUAACCUGGCCUGUUUGUAAGAUCUUUAUCGAUCUAUCCAAGGCACUAGCUAGAAUAAUGUUGAUGGGUUAUGUUUCUGUUUGUUUGUUGUUGAUUUCGAGUGUUUUCGAUCAAGUUGGUUUUGUAAUAUGACUAAUAACAAAUUUUGAUUUGGUCA
Molecule: messenger RNA, 1389 nt
Organism: Linum trigynum
Lineage: Eukaryota; Viridiplantae; Streptophyta; Magnoliopsida; Malpighiales; Linaceae
Source: the annotation of a GenBank genome assembly